This is a messenger RNA of Electrophorus electricus (electric eel), 1139 nucleotides long. It is a transcript of the gene psmb10, whose product is annotated as proteasome 20S subunit beta 10. The record is from RefSeq and is a predicted model, not a curated record. Gene Ontology annotation, cellular component: proteasome core complex; cytoplasm. Lineage: Eukaryota; Metazoa; Chordata; Actinopteri; Gymnotiformes; Gymnotidae. Gene Ontology annotation, molecular function: threonine-type endopeptidase activity.
AUUUUAGCUUUAAAAAGCGCUGACGCAUUGAUAGGCUCAAUUUUAAACGCUAUAACUAUCAAACGUUUACUCGUACCUCAGUGUUUGGAGACCGAGGUCGAAGUAACCGGAAUUUCGUACAACUUGUGGAAAGAUGCUGAAUUGUUCGACGCAGUAUGAGAUGCCGAACGCAGGUUUCUCGUUUGAUAACUCGCGCAGAAAUGCGGUCUUGGAGGAGGGCUUGUCUGAGAAGGGGUACAGUGCUCCCAAGGCCCGCAAGACUGGCACCACUAUAGCUGGGAUAAUAUUCAAGGAUGGGGUGAUUCUUGGGGCUGACACCAGGGCCACAGAUGACAUGGUUGUGGCUGAUAAAAACUGCAUGAAGAUUCAUUACAUUGCACCCAACAUAUACUGCUGCGGAGCAGGCGUGGCUGCAGAUGCUGAGAUCACCACACAGAUGAUGUCAUCAAACAUAGAACUUCAUUCUCUCAGCACAGGACGCCCUCCUCUUGUUGUCACGGUGACCCGACAGCUUAAACAGAUGCUAUUCAGGUACCAGGGCCACAUCGGAUGUUCUGUUAUUGUAGGAGGCGUGGAUGUUAACGGUCCCCAGUUAUACAGCGUCUUCCCACAUGGCUCUUAUGACAAACUGCCCUUCCUCACCAUGGGUUCAGGAGCAGCAGCAGCAAUUUCUGUAUUUGAGGACCGAUACAAAGCAAACAUGGAGCUGGAGGAGGCGAAGCAGCUGGUACGUGAUGCUAUAGCUGCGGGGAUCUUCUGUGAUCUGGGCUCCGGCAGCAAUGUGGACCUAUGUGUGAUCACUGAGAAAGGGGCAGAGUAUCUCCGUGCUUACGAUGAACCCGCAAAGAAGGGGCAAAGAGGGGGCAAGUAUACAUACAAGCCUGGCACAACGCCGGUGCUCGCGAAAACGGUCACCCCACUAACGCUGGACAUCGUGGAAGAAUCUGUUCAGGCAAUGGACACCCAGUGAAACUUGUGGUUUUUGUUCUUGUUUUUUGUUUUUUUGUUUUUUUUUAACUUUUUAAAACUUUUUUAAACUAUUGUUUAAGGAUCUACAUCUUAAAGCUGGACAUGAAAAUAUCUGGAUUGUUGUUUUAUUUGUGUACCAACUAAUUUUAAUACAGUCCCUAUUAAACGUA